GUAUGCGGCUCAGUCGAUGAGCGGAAAGAGAGAGAAGUGUGAGCGGCUUGCGUUAGUGGAACUACCCGGUAUUCUGCUGUUCUUAGGAAUGAGCUGAAGACGUGACGGCAGCUCACGAUAUAUAGUUUUAUGCGCAUUAAAAACAGCGUUUUGACAUCUUCAUUAAUUUGCUGUAGGUCCACGGGCUUGACACGGGUUCGGCUGAAACUUGCUGCGGCGAAGUAACGUUAGCUUAGCUUAGCAUAGCGCUUAGCUUAGCAUAGCAGGUAACAGUUCUCGGCGUUGUGUGUGUGCGCGCGCGCCGCACUGGACUCUGAUAGCUAUUGCUGCUAAUUUAUUUCUGAAUCAUUGCUUUUCUUAACCGUUUCUCGUAUAUUCGUUUUUUUCUCUUCACUAAGGAUUAAAAGAACAGUAAUAGCUUGUAGGUUUAAAAACGCCGGUUGUACGUUAUGGAGAACGCUCACACCAAAACGGUGGAAGAGGUUUACAGCUAUUUCAGCGUUAACGAAAGUACCGGACUCGGACUCGACCAAGUGAGGAGACAGCGAGAGAGAUGGGGAGCAAACGAACUGCCAGCAGAAGAAGGUAAAUCACUGUGGGUGUUGGUGAUCGAGCAGUUUGAGGAUCUGUUAGUCCGGAUUCUUCUUCUGGCUGCGUGUAUAUCAUUUGUUCUGGCCUGGUUUGAAGAAGAGGAGACCAUUACAGCUUUCGUGGAGCCUUUUGUAAUACUGUUGAUUCUUAUAGCCAACGCCAUCGUAGGUGUCUGGCAGGAGCGAAAUGCAGAAAAUGCUAUCGAAGCCCUCAAGGAAUACGAGCCCGAGAUGGGAAAAGUGUAUCGUCAGGACAGGAAGAGCGUGCAGAGGAUCAAAGCCAGAGACAUUGUUCCUGGAGAUAUUGUGGAAGUGGCCGUGGGUGACAAGGUUCCCGCAGAUAUCCGCCUAACCUCCAUCAAAUCCACCACGCUAAGAGUGGACCAGUCCAUUCUAACAGGAGAGUCUGUAUCAGUCAUUAAACACACAGACCCAGUGCCUGACCCACGUGCUGUGAACCAGGACAAGAAGAACAUGCUGUUCUCUGGCACCAACAUUGCUGCCGGUAAGGCUGUGGGUGUCGUAGUGGCCACGGGCGUGAACACAGAAAUCGGCAAGAUCCGUGAUGAAAUGGCCUCCACGGAGCAAGAGCGUACGCCGCUGCAGCAAAAGCUGGACGAAUUCGGAGAGCAGCUCUCCAAAGUCAUCUCUCUCAUCUGCAUCGCCGUGUGGAUCAUCAACAUCGGCCACUUCAACGACCCGGUGCACGGUGGCUCUUGGAUCCGCGGUGCUGUCUACUACUUUAAGAUUGCCGUGGCUCUGGCCGUAGCCGCCAUCCCCGAAGGGCUUCCCGCAGUCAUUACCACCUGCCUCGCGCUGGGCACGCGCCGUAUGGCCAAGAAGAACGCCAUCGUGCGCUCACUGCCUUCCGUAGAGACACUGGGCUGCACGUCGGUCAUCUGCUCAGACAAAACUGGCACCCUGACCACCAACCAGAUGUCCGUGUGCAGGAUGUUCAUCGUGGACCGGGUGCAGGGAGACGGCUGCUCUCUCAAAGAGUUCACCAUUACCGGUUCUACAUACGCUCCUGAAGGACAAGUAUUUCAUGAUGGGAAACCGGUGAAAUGCUCCAAGUAUGAUGGUCUGGUGGAGUUGGCAACAAUCUGUGCUCUGUGCAACGACUCCUCUCUAGACUAUAACGAGGCCAAAGGAGUGUACGAGAAAGUUGGCGAGGCAACAGAAACGGCUCUUACGUGCCUGGUGGAGAAGAUGAACGUGUUUGACAAUGAUCUCAAAGCCCUCACCAAGAUAGAACGUGCCAACGCAUGCAACUCUGUUAUUAAACAGCUGAUGAAAAAAGAAUUCACGCUGGAGUUCUCACGGGACAGGAAGUCCAUGUCUGUGUACUGCACCCCCAACAAGGCACGCUCCGGCCUCGGCAAGAUGUUCGUCAAGGGUGCGCCAGAGGGCGUGAUCGACAGGUGUACACACAUCCGUGUGGGCAGUAAUAAGGUUCCCCUGACACCAGGCAUCAAGGAGAAGAUUCUGUCCGUGAUCCGCGAGUACGGGACAGGACGGGACACGCUGCGCUGCCUGGCCCUGGCCACGCGAGACAAUCCCAUCGGCAAAGAGGAGUUUCGGCUGGAAGAGUCAUCUCGCUUUAUCGAGUAUGAGACUGAUCUGACAUUUGUGGGUUGUGUGGGCAUGUUGGACCCUCCCAGGGCUGAGGUGGCCGCCUCUAUUAAACUGUGCCGCUGGGCAGGCAUCCGGGUCAUCAUGAUUACCGGUGACAACAAAGGCACAGCUGUGGCUAUCUGCAGGCGCAUCGGUAUCUUUAACGAGAACGAUGACGUUUCGCGCAUGGCAUUCACAGGCCGCGAGUUUGACGAUCUGUCCCCUUCGGUUCAGCGCGAAGCCGUGCUCAGUGCCCGCUGCUUUGCCCGUGUCGAGCCUUCACAUAAAUCCAAGAUUGUGGAGUAUCUACAGUCCUAUGACGAGAUCACGGCCAUGACUGGAGAUGGUGUAAAUGAUGCUCCUGCAUUGAAGAAAGCUGAGAUAGGCAUUGCGAUGGGAUCGGGCACAGCAGUGGCGAAGACUGCCUCAGAGAUGGUGCUGGCUGAUGAUAACUUUGCUACUAUUGUAGCAGCUGUAGAAGAGGGGCGAGCAAUCUACAACAACAUGAAGCAGUUCAUCCGCUACCUCAUUUCCUCCAAUGUGGGAGAGGUGGUCUGCAUUUUCCUGACUGCGGCACUGGGAUUCCCCGAGGCGCUGAUCCCGGUGCAGUUGCUGUGGGUUAACCUGGUGACAGACGGUCUCCCUGCCACAGCCCUUGGCUUCAACCCUCCUGAUCUGGACAUCAUGAGUAAACCUCCCCGCAAUGCCAAGGAGCCCCUCAUCUCUGGCUGGCUCUUCUUCAGAUACCUGGCUAUUGGCUGCUAUGUUGGUGCUGCCACAGUUGGAGCUGCUGCUUGGUGGUUUAUUGCUGCUGAAGAUGGACCAAGAGUCAGCUUCUAUCAGCUGAGUCACUUCCUCCAGUGUGGACCAGAAAACCCAGAGUAUAAGGGCAUUAAUUGUGAGGUGUUUGAGUCGCCUUACCCCAUGACCAUGGCCCUGUCUGUGCUCGUCACUAUCGAGAUGUGCAAUGCUCUCAACAGUGUGUCUGAGAAUCAGUCUCUGCUGCGCAUGCCCCCAUGGGAGAACGUAUGGCUACUGGGCGCUAUCUGUCUAUCCAUGUCCCUCCACUUCCUCAUCCUCUAUGUGGAGCCUCUACCGAUGAUCUUUCAGAUCACACCGCUGAACGUGACCCAGUGGCUGAUGGUCCUGAAGAUCUCUCUGCCUGUCAUCCUGCUGGAUGAGGUGCUGAAAUUUGCAGCCAGGAAUUACCUCGAACCCGGUAAAGAUUUGGACAUGCCCACGGGAAAAUCAUGCUCGUUCAGCGCCUGCACCGAGGGCAUCUCCUGGCCGUUCGUGGCUCUCUCACUCCCCCUGGUGCUCUGGAUCUACAGCAUCGACACUAACCUGUCUGAAAUGUUCUGGUCCUGACUCAUCUGAGCACAGAAACACAAAUCCCACCCCUCCCUCCCUUUACUCAGUGUGUAGAUAGAAGUGUGUGUGUGUAAGUGUGCCUGUGCACCAGUGAACGUGCACCAGGAGGACCGCGUUAACACAAGCAUAACAAUAAUAUAAUAAAUGUAACAAAAUUCUUUUUAAAAACCAUGUCUAGCGGGUAUGGAGGGGACCACAUAGAGCUGAAGUCUUUAAGUAUUAAUGACCAUUAUUCCCACAUCUGUGGAUGUUCUACUGCUUUGGUCUUAAACGGUCAUUUUUUUAUUUUUUUUUGUUAUUUUGCCUUUUUUUUUAGUUUUUUAAGAAUUUACAUUUCAAAGUAGAAAUACUAAAUUCAUUGUCUUGAAUUUUUUUUUGUCCUCCCUUUCAGUGCAUGAAGAAAAGCUCUAUGAUGUAUACCAAGUCUGAACACUAUUUUAUACAGAUCAUUUGUUGUUUUUUUUUUUCCGAGGGUUAAUUUUAGGCAGCCGUUUGACUUUUCCCCUCCUCUCCUCCUUCCUCCUGUAUAUUUUCACGAAGCCAUAACACACAGAGGCGAUAACACUCAUUUUCAUUCUGGUGUAAGGAUGCUUUUGUAAUAAAAUGGGUUUAGGUAGUUUGUCAAAAUGCACAAAUCUGUCAAAAAAGAAAAAAACAAAAGCGAUGCACAUCAACAGAAUCCAGUUUGAGCGUCCUAUACACAGCUGCCUGAACAUAACCAGGGAUACUAGGAAAGCUGUUUACAUAUGUUUACUGUGUCCAGUGUGAAUGUUUGUUUGAAAUUUCCAGAGCAGGGGCACAGGAGUAUAGGACCGGUGGGUGGGUGUGAACACAUCGGCUAAAUCAGAUCCUGAAAUGGAAGCUGCAUGUUGUGUAUCCUGCAUGCAUUACGUGUUUGUUUUUCAUUUAUUUCUCUGUCUUCCCCUUUGUAUAAUAAUAAGCUCCAUUUUGGUGUUUUUUUUUAUUAAUAUAUAUACCAUAAUUAUUAAAGCCAGUUUUUCUGCACUGGGCAGAGCACAGCUACCUCAAUACAGUCUGAUUAGUUUCUCGCCUCACUGAGCUUUACACGUCCUGUGUAUGACCUUAUUGCUUUGAGGUGUGCCCCCUUGGCUUGUGCAGAAAAUAUAUACGUCAAAUAAUUCUGUCCCUGAUUUUUUUUUUUUUUUUAAGGAUGUAUUCUUUUUUGUAUUUUUAAUUGAUUUGACUUGUAUUAACUUAAUUUAGAAGUGUUUGGGGUGGGUGAUUCAUGGAUGUAAACGUGUUCAUGUACGGCGUAGGGUUGGAGACAAAAGAAAAAAAUGUUAAUACGAUAGGAUUAUUAAAUUUAGAACAUGGAUUUUAUGAUGCAAUACCAAAAUGUUUCACUCUCCCUUUUUUUUCUACUUCAACAAAAUACACUCAUGGACCAUUUGAAUUAAAACAACAGUGCGUCUCUCUCUAUUUUA
Tachysurus fulvidraco (yellow catfish) is the source of this 5020-nucleotide messenger RNA. It is a transcript of the gene atp2a2b, whose product is annotated as ATPase sarcoplasmic/endoplasmic reticulum Ca2+ transporting 2b. Gene Ontology annotation, cellular component: membrane. Gene Ontology annotation, molecular function: ATP binding; P-type calcium transporter activity; ATP hydrolysis activity. The coding region runs from base 450 to 3572 and encodes 1040 amino acids. NCBI's taxonomy places the organism in Eukaryota, Metazoa, Chordata, Actinopteri, Siluriformes, Bagridae. The record is from RefSeq and is a predicted model, not a curated record. Gene Ontology annotation, biological process: calcium ion transmembrane transport; intracellular calcium ion homeostasis. The transcript is spliced from 20 exons.